Messenger RNA from Procambarus clarkii (red swamp crayfish), 2538 nucleotides. NCBI's taxonomy places the organism in Eukaryota, Metazoa, Arthropoda, Malacostraca, Decapoda, Cambaridae. The record is from RefSeq and is a predicted model, not a curated record.
CGUGGUUCGUGAGAUAUUUACUUUAACGUCCAUAAAGGGAUGGAUGUUGGGCACAUGAACGUGUAAUUGAAGCCAAUUCACUGGAACGUUCACAUGUCAUUGAAUGACCUGUGUACAAGUUUUUUUUUUCACACAGCUGUGUAUAGCCUGAAAGAUGUUUGGCAUUCAGCCUCGCCAGCAAGUAUUAGUUCUCUGGAGUACUCCAGUUAAUGCUGAGGAACUGCAAACUUUAGUGGGAGAACUGAAGUCAGCAGUUGGAAAUGAAGGAAAGGUAGCAGUCGAAAACUCAGAUAUGUUAAUGGGCUCUAACCAUCAAGCAAGUUCCUUUGACCAUGUACUUGCUGGAGUGCUUCCCCCAUUUACAUUUCUGUGCCCAGUCAACAUUUUGGGUGAAGCUCUUCGUAUCCUCAAGCCCAGUGGAUGCUUAACAGUGAGAACAACAGACACCAGUAGCACACAGUCUAAUUUGAAACUUGCAGGUUUCACUUCCAUAUCAGAACCAAAGAAUGCUAAUCUUACAGAUGAGCAAAAAAGGAAUCUUACUACACCAGUUGUAGAAGUAACAUGUAAAAAGCCUGAAUUUGAAGUUGGCUCUGCUAUGAAACUGUCGUUUGCAAAACCGGCAGCAUCAAAGCCAUCAACUGGCACAUGGAACAUUGAUUUGGAUGAUGACAUUGAACUUGCUGACCCAGAUGACUUGCUUACGGAAGAAGACUUGACUCUGCCUGAUCCUGCAAGUCUGAAAGUGUGUGGAACUACAGGCCAACGUAAGGCAUGUAAAAACUGCGUUUGUGGUUUAAAAGAAGAAUUAGAUGCCGAGAACAUGAAGGCAGCUGAAGAAAAUAAGAAAAACUUUAAAUCAUCUUGUGGUAGCUGUUACCUUGGAGAUGCCUUUAGGUGUGCUUCUUGCCCAUACCUGGGGAUGCCUGCAUUUAAGCCUGGAGAGAAGGUUAAACUUACAGAUAACACACUCCAAGAUACUACUUAAAGCAGGGGCAUGUUUAAAGAACUAUGGUAAUACCUCAUGUUAAUAUAAAUUAUCAUAAUCUUGAUUGCGGUUGAAGAAAAAUGUUUCACUCAGUUGAUAAAACAAAUUAGGACAUCAUUAUAUAUGGUUUACCUACAUUCUUUUUCUUGCAAAUAUAGAGGCUUAUGUAUAUAUAUUUUUACCAAAGUUUAUAAUUUGUGAAUCAUGAAAUGCAGUGUGUUGUAAGGUUUAAUUUUCAGAAUUUUAAGUUCUUUCAUUGAAUUUGGGUUAAUGAUAACAAAUAUGAUAGUGCAUUUUAUAUAUUGUAUAUGAAAGUCACUUAUACAGUGCACUCUCCCAAAUCCGGAUACCUUUAAACAACGGACCAUCUUUAUUCCUUGGAUUUCCAUCAAAAAUUUAGAGUAGACAAAAAACUACCUGGAUACUUGUUCAUCAUAGUAAGCAAUUUCCAUGAAACCUUAUAUUUUUUCUUUUGAUAAUUUUGUAUUUUAUUUGUAUAUAUAUUAUUCAAAAUAAUGCAUUGAUAUUUUUAAAAUGUUUUACUAAACUUGUACUGUACUGUACUAUAAAUUGCACAACCGAGUUUGUUUGUAUUCCUUGAGUGAGUGUAGUCUGACUUCGUUAUUCAAGCAUUUUCACUUUAGAGUUGUCACUAUGUUGUAAUGUAAGAGUAGCAUAGGUACAUCAAACAAGAGUGAGAGGAACUUCCUUACCAUGGAUAAAGCAGAGUUAUUAGAAAAACAUGAUUAUGGUUGGGGAGGAAAGCAGUAUUGGUACUAAUGCUGUUUGUCAUAAAAUUAGCAAAGGAAGCAGAUCAUAUAGUUUGUGAAUAAAAUAAAACAGUAGUGAAAAGAGAAAUGAUUAACAAAAUUUAAACCUUACAGUUUAAGCAUGAGGAUUUAGAUGCUGCUUACUAAUAAUUUAUGCAGCUCUGUAGCCUCGGGUGAACCGUUUGUUCAUAGCUGAAAGAUUGGCAUUAAUCAUGGGCACUGAGGACUUAAAGGCCAGUUCAGAAGUUUAAUAGAUGGCAUAUCAGUACUAUAAGUGCAUUUUGCUGCCUCUUGUGUUAUCAAGACCUGCCUGUGCUAUUAAAAAAAUUAAGUGACCAAUAAAUUUCUUGCAUUUUUUCGUGCAUAAUUAUUUAUAGGCACACAACCAUUAUUUAUAUAUUGUGUUUGUAAAUACAGUGGAACCUUGACUUACGAGUGCCCAUACUUACAACUUUUUUGAGUUACAACCCCAAUUUCAUCGGAAAAUUCGACUUGACGUGCAACCUUUGACUCAACUUGCGACUUUGUUGAUACACGUAUGGGUCGACGGGGAGUGUGGCACUCUUCAGUUUACCAGUGUCUCUCGCCUAGUGACAAUCGCUCUUGAAUUCUUUGUAAAGAAUUUCAUUGUUUUUCUGCUUUCUUGGUUUUUGAGCUUAGAAGUAAUUAUUAUAUAUUAUGCCAUGGGUCCCAAGAAAGUCAGUGGUAAGGUUCAACCUAAGAAAAUAGUUGAGUAGAGGCAGUAGAGAAUGUCCCUUCCUCAUUAAGAAAAUGUGUGAA